Nicotiana attenuata is the source of this 756-nucleotide messenger RNA. RefSeq lists its product as uncharacterized. The coding region runs from base 1 to 756 and encodes 251 amino acids. Lineage: Eukaryota; Viridiplantae; Streptophyta; Magnoliopsida; Solanales; Solanaceae. The transcript is spliced from 3 exons. The record is from RefSeq and is a predicted model, not a curated record.
AUGGAAGUGGUCAAUCUUGGAAAUGAAGAAGACGUAAAGGAAACUAGAAUCAGCAUUCACCUAGAAGCCGAGCAGAAGGAAAAACUGGUAGACCUGCUCCAACAGUACAUCGAUGUGUUUGCAUGGUCCUACAAUGACAUGCUGGGAUUAAGCACUGACACUGUCUCACAUCGACUGCCCACCGAUCCUACCAGACCGCCGGUCAAGCAGAAACCUAGAAAGUUCAAACCUAUUUUAAGUCUGAGGAUAAAGGAAGAAGUUACCAGACAGAUAGAGGUGAAUGUGCAUGACGAAACUGGAAGAAAGGAGCAGGUCAGCUACUACUUAAAUAUGAAGUUCACGCCAUACGAGGCCAAGUAUACUCUGAUAGAACGCAAUUGUUGUGCCCUGACUUGGAUUGCUCAGAAAUUAAGGCAUUACAUGUCAUCUGAUAUCUCGGCUCGACCCACUCAAACUAUCAAAGGAAUAGCUUUAGUCGACCACCUCACAAAAAAUCCAUUGGAUGGGGAUAACGAACUGCUUACCACGUAUUUCCCCGAUAAAGAAGUACUAUUUGCAGAAGAAGAUAUUGCAGAAUCAUACCCCGAAUGGAGGAUGUUUUUCGAUGAAGCAGAAAACUUCAAAGGAGUAGAAAUUGGGGCAGUCCUGAUUUCGGAAUCUGGACAGCAUUAUCCAGCAUCGGCAAAGAUAAGGUUCCCUUGUUCCAAUAAUAUGGUUGAAUAUGAACCCUUGGGAUCAAAAUGGCAGCCAACAUGA